This is a messenger RNA of Lycium barbarum (goji berry), 4907 nucleotides long. RefSeq lists its product as uncharacterized. The transcript has 8 exons. Bases 988 to 3213 code for a protein of 741 amino acids. Gene Ontology annotation, biological process: telomere maintenance; DNA repair. The record is from RefSeq and is a predicted model, not a curated record. NCBI's taxonomy places the organism in Eukaryota, Viridiplantae, Streptophyta, Magnoliopsida, Solanales, Solanaceae. Gene Ontology annotation, molecular function: DNA helicase activity.
CAACACACAUAGAAGGUUCUACUUCGUUCCAUUUGACUCUUCCUCCUUCCUCAUCUCUUUCUUUCUUUAUUCCCCAAAUCAAAGACACUCCAUUGAAAAUCUUCCUCCAGUGUUCAAGAUCUGUCUACUUGGAAUUACAUCUCAUUUUAUUAGUGGUUUUCUGUGUUUGUAAAGUAAAGUUGCUUCAGCGGCAUAGACGAACACUGUUACGACUUAAAGAAGUUGCAGCUAUAUGGACUGAUGAAGAAUUAGACAACCCUGCUUCUACACCACAUAUUCGUGUUUACACACAUAGUAACACUAACCAACUGAUUCACUAUUACUAUGGUUGUUACGAUGCAUUACAGUACCCUUUGUUGUUUCCCUAUGGUGAAAAUGGUUGGCAUUGUGGUAUUCAAAGAGUUAUACAAAAAUCAAACUUCCCUAGAAAUUCUUCUUCUUGCAAACAUCAGAACAUUCCAAGUGUAUCCAACAUGUCUUCAAUUGAUGGAUUUCUUGAUAUUGAACAAGAAAUUUUGCAGAAAGAAAGACAGAAAAAGAACACUGUAUCUUGUCGUGAAUAUUACUGUUACAAACUUCAAAUUAGAGAUGAUGAAGAAAAUGAUACUUUACAUUCUGGGAGAGUAUUCCAACAGUUUUACCCGAUAUCUUUCUGACCAUGACAUGUAAUUCUUCAUGGCCAGAAAUAGAAGAUUUCUUACUACCAACUGAUGAAAUACAAAAUAGACCCGAUUUAAUAAGCCGAGUAUUUAAAGCAAACUAGAAGAACUAAAAUCUGAUAUAGUUAAAAAACGUAUAUUCGGUAAAGUUGCUGCUUUUAUGUACUCUAUAGAAUUUCAAAAAAGAGGUCUUCCUCAUGCACAUUUCCUUAUUAUACUUGAAGAUGAGUAUAAAUUAUUGACACCUGAGGCUUAUGAUAGAAUUGUUUGUGCCGAACUACCAAAUUCUGAUACAAAUUAAUAUUUACAUUCUUUGGUUAUUAAGCAUAUGAUGCAUGGACCUUGUGGAACUUUAAAUCCUACAAAUUCGUGCAUGAAGAAAAAGGGAUAUUGUAAAUUUAAAUACCACAAAAGUUAUGCCAAUGAAACAUCCAAAGGUCAAAAUUCAUAUCCAAUAUAUAGGAGACGAGAUACUGGAAAAUUUGUAAAAAUUAGAGCCCAAUAUCUUGACAAUUCAUGGGUAGUUCCUUACAAUCCAUAUCUACUAAGCAAGUUUAAUUGUCACAUAAAUGUUGAAGUUUGUGCAGAUAUUAAAGUUGUUAAAUAUCUCUAUAAAUACAUUUGUAAAGGGAAUGAUAAAAUUGCUUUCAAUCUACAAAGUAAUAACACUAAUAAUACAGACAUAGAUGAAAUAAAGGAAUAUAGAUCAGGCAGAUGGGUAUCACCUCCAGAAGCUAUGUGGCGUUUGUUUGCGUUUCAUAUCAAUGAGAUGAAUCCCAAUGUAUACCAACUUCAGCUACAUCUUAAAAAUCAACAAUUUGUCUCCUUUAAAACGACUACAAAUCUAAAUUCAAUACUUAAAAAUCCUACAAAUCGAAGAACAAUGUUGACAGAAUUUUUUUCAAUGAACGAAAAAAAUAAACAUGCCAUAGAACUUAACUUAUUGUACAAAGAAUUCCCAGAACAUUUUGUUUGGUCGAUGACUGAUAAAAUGUGGUCACGUCGAAGACAAGGUUAUGCUAUUGGACGUAUUAUUAGUUGUCAUCCAACGGAAGGAGAAAGAUACUACCUUCGACUAUUAUUGAUGAACAUACGAGGACCAAAAUCAUAUGAAGAUCUCAAGACUGUAAACGGAAAAUCCUAUAACACAUUUAGAGAAUCUGCAGAAAAAAGAGGAUUGUUAGCUUCUGAUAAUAACUUAAUUGAAUGUAUGUUAGAAGCUUCAAAUUACCAAAUUCCUUAUAGUCUACGACGUUUAUUUGCUACACUAUUAGUAUAUUGUAGUCCUGCUAAUCCAAAAGAAUUAUGGGAAAGAUUUGAAAGCUCCAUGUCUGAAGACUUUACAGCUAUGCCAAACAUACAAACAAAAAACAUUCGUUAUUUAGUUCUAAGCCACAUAAAUGAUAUAUUGCAUUCAAUUGGACGGAAUAUCAAUGAAUUUAAACUCACAUCAGAAAAUAUUACAUCUUUUACAUCUUCUAGUAUAAUGCAAGAGGCUAGAGACACCCAUUUAGAAAGAAACAUAAUUGUAACUGAAGAAGAUUUAUUACUAUAUAAAAAACUAAAUAAAGAACAAGAACAAGAACAAGAACAAGCGUACAUCACCAUACUUAAUAAAAUAUUCUCAAAUGAACCAGGAGCAUUCUUUAUUGAUGGGCCUGGAGGAACAGGAAAAACAUUUUUAUACCGCGCUUUAUUAGCUACUGUACGAUCAAAAGGAUUUAUAGCUUUAGCCACAACAACUUCUGGUGUUGCAGCUUCAGUACUCCCUGGAGGACGAACUUCCCACUCACGUUUUAAACUUCCUAUUGAUGUAGGCGAAAAUUACUGUUGCAAUAUAAGUAAACAGAGUUCACUUGCAUUUUUAAUUCAAGAUGCAAAGCUAAUAGUAUGGGAUGAGGUAUCACUGGCUAGGAAAAAACUUGUUGAGACUUUUGAUUCACUCUUGAGAGAUCUUAUGGGUAUAAAUACACUAUUUGGUGGAAAAGUCGUAGUUUUUGGAGGCGAUUUUAGACAGACUUUACUUGUUGUGAAAAGCGGAACAAAAAAGGAUUUCAUACGUGAAUGUUUAUUGUAUUCAAAUAUCUGGGAUCAUCUUCAAAAAUUCCAUUUGACACAAAAUAUGCGUGCAUGCAAAGAUCCUACAUUUUGUGAGUAUUUACUAAGAAUUGGAGAUGGAAGAGAAGAAGUUAAUGAACAUGAUAAAAUUGAGGUUCCAAAAUCAUUUCUUAUUCCUUUUACGAAUGAGAAAGAUUCAUUAAAUAUUUUAUUCAAAACUGUUUAUCCCAAUCUACAGAUGCUCAUGUCUGAUACAUCCUCCGUAACAUCACGUGUUAUCUUAACGACCAAAAAUGAUUUCGUAAACGAAAUUAAUCAGAUGUUCAUAGAUGAAUUUCCCACAACUGCUGUGACAUUCAUUGGAAUUGUUGAAACUAUAGAGCCAAAAGACCAAAGCCAAUUUGAAGACUUCCUCCAUACUUUGAAUCCUACUGGUUUGCCUCUUUAUAAGUUAGUUCUAAAGCAAAAUUGUCCAAUUAUACUACUACGCAAUUGAAAUCCUUCUGAAGGUUUAUGCAAUGGUACACGCUUAAUUUGUUCUGAUUUCAAAACUCAUAUUAUUAGUUCUAAAAUUGCAAGUGGUGACUUUAAAGGCAAACAUGUUUUUAUUCCUCGAAUACCAUUGUUAUGUUCACAAGACGAAAAAUUGUCUAUUCAAUUUAAAAGAACACAAUUUCCUAUUCGACUAUGUUUUGCUAUGACUAUAAAUAAAGCUCAAGGUCAAACACUAGAUUCCGUAGGAAUUUAUUUACGUGAACCUGUCUUUUCACACGGUCAACUUUAUGUUGCUUUAUCAAGAGCAAGAAGUUCAGACUGUGUAAAAAUAUUAAUCCGACCCGCAACAGUAGACGAUCCCGAUGAUCAUUCUACCUACAAUAUAGUAUAUAAUGAAAUUAUCCGUAAAGCAUUCUCUUAGGACUUUCAAAAAGCUACUAACUAUUCAUAUAACAUAUGUAAGUUAUUACUUUCAUUUACAUUUUUCAUCAACCUUACUUCCUUUAUCAUACUAUUCCAUUGUUUAACCCACUUUAAUUAUUUUUCAAGGAGAAGUUAAUUACCAAAUUUUGUCUAGCUAUUCUUGAAAUUCCUGUGGCAUUUGUUCUUUUAACCAAUUCCGUACAUGCAUUGAUUGAAGAAAAGGCGCUAUAGAGAAAUUCAGGGGGAGCUUCUACAUCUGGUGAAUUUACCUAUGACACCUCUUUGGCUGCCUUAGAUUCUUACCUUAGUGGCAGAUCUUAAAGGUAAGUGCAUUACUCGGUUGGCCUGUGAUUAUCUUUUCUUCAAUUACUGAAGCAUGGGCCCAACAAGAACUGGAGUUGAAUGAUAGAGUGCUUCCAGAGUAACUUUGCUUCCUUUCCUUAGUCGUAUGAUAACAUUGCAAUGAAGAAGCUGACGACAUAUAUGUCAGAGAAACCAAAAGCAUUUGUUUUGCAUAUUCUACAAAUUUCAACAAUACACUUAAGUGGCAAUUUUUUUUGCACCUAAUUCUCCCAAAAAAAGGUUGUUCAUUGCCUCAAAGUAGGAUUGGCUCUUUCCCUUGUGUCUGUGUUUUAUUACAUGAGACCUCUGUCUGAAGUUGUUGGAUGGAAUACUAUGUGGGUUGUUAUGGUAGUUGAAGUAGUAUUUGAGUACACUCUAGGCUUUACACUUUAUAAGUGUGUAAAUACAGCUAUGGUAGCAUGUCUCGCUGAUACUUUAGGAAUUGAUGUUCACGGGUUGCAACUCAAUCUGAAGAAAGAUUUGAACUUGUUAUUCUCCAAAAAGUAGAUGCAUGUGGUUUGCUCCAAAUUGAUUUGGGCGUGUGAAUCGAACUUCAGGACAGUAGAAAGGUGCUUAACUUGAAGGAAGUGAAUGUAAUGAGAGCCUAUGGAACUGCUAAAGACAAGUUUCAGCAUCUUUAAGAUCGUCAUCAAAUGAGGGUGAAGAAAUUUGUAAAGCGGUUCUAAUAUCUUUGACAACUUGGGAAAAAAGGCUUAUGAGUUAUGACAACAAAGCUUUAUGGAGUGGUCAAAUUUCAAAAGGCAUGGUGCUUCUUUUUUCCAUAAUGUAAACAGAUUUCCUCAUUGAAAAUGAAGAAUGUACGAUUUCACAAUAUUGUAUACUUUUGUUGCUUAGUGCACGUAAAUAUUAUGAAGUAUUAAAACCUGAAACACGUAGAAUUAUUUUCUUAGUGUUAUGAUCCUUUUAGUA